Molecule: messenger RNA, 786 nt
Organism: Fusarium sp. VM40
Lineage: Eukaryota; Fungi; Ascomycota; Sordariomycetes; Hypocreales; Nectriaceae
Source: the annotation of a GenBank genome assembly
AUGUCUCGGUUUACUCGAUCCCUCCGGUUCCCCCGGCCCAAGAGCCUCUUCGGUAUCACGAGCCUCCAGACAGGCACCGAACUCAUCUCGCUGGCCCUCGUCUUCAACAAAAUCACCGGUGUUUACGGACUCCUCGCCAUCCUUACCGGUUAUCAGCUAUCUCUCCUUCAACUUUCAACCUACGUCUACUCCAUCGCAGUCCUAAUCGGACUCGCGAUUCUUAUUCCUCAUGUUCGACGACAAAGCCCCUUUGAGUGCCUAGCUCUCGCAUGGCUUUACAUCAUCGACAGCGUUAUCAACGCCGCAUACACCGCAGCUUUCGGUCUGGACUGGUACUUUUCUACUCAGCUUACCGAGACAACCGAAUCCAAGAAGACUGAUCUUCCUAACUUUGUGGCUGAGGGUAUGCAAGGUCUACGAAAGGAGACCGCCAUGCACGGAAAGGUCGUUCCUCAGGAAACGGCUGCAAGCAUGCUGCUGAUCGUUGGCGCGACGUUGAUCCGCGUGUAUUUCAGCUUGGUCGUCAUGGCGUAUGCUAAGCAGGUGCUGCAGAAGUACAUGCAGUUGAUGAUUCUGGAAGGCCCUGGUGUUGAUGAUCAGGAGGGCCCAUUUGCCGAGGACCUUCCUGACGGCGAGGGCCGCCGGGGACGCCUUGGCCGUUUGAUGGUUUCAUGUGGCCGGGCUUACUGGCUUGACACUCGGGAGUCCGAUGAAUGGGCACCAAACCUGAACCUGGGAGGAACUCACAAGCCGGUCUCAGCGGGCACACUCUCUGGUGAGGUCUAG